Molecule: messenger RNA, 684 nt
Organism: Cyphellophora europaea CBS 101466
Lineage: Eukaryota; Fungi; Ascomycota; Eurotiomycetes; Chaetothyriales; Cyphellophoraceae
Exons: 2
Coding region: 1-684 (227 amino acids)
Molecular function (GO): protein binding
Source: RefSeq, a predicted model, not a curated record
AUGCUCAUCGAUCGCGCGUUCACCGAAGUUCUGGUCAAGCUUGUCGUCGGUGCCGAUGACCACCAAACCUCCUUCUACGUCCACCCAUCGCUGCUCAAAGCAAAAUCCUGUUACUUCCAAGCAUGUCUUAGCGGUAACUUCUCCGAACAGAAGAAGGGCGAAGUCAAGCUCGAUGAUCUGGACCCACGCAUCUUUCGCCUCUUCGUUGACUGGCUAUACGCCGGUGCGGCCGGUGAACAGGCAGCAGUGCAGGGCAUGUUCAACGGCAUCACCGAAGCCCGAGAUCUGGUUCUGCUCUGGUACCUCGGCGAUCGUCUGCUGUGUGAGAAUCUGCAGAACAACAGCAUCGAUGCUCUCAGGAUCCUGCACGAAACUCAGACUGCUAAUCUCGAGCUCCUGCUGUUCAUCUACGAAACUUCUGCUGCUAGCCAAGUGCUUCUCGAAUACUACAUCCGACAAGUUGUGGCAGACUUGUACGAAGAUGUACUUCCUGGACUCUUCAGCAUCACGCAAGACAAGAACUGGUCCAAUUUACCCGGAGAUCUGAUGAGGAUGCUACUGGUGGACUAUCACACACUUGUAACGUUGGUCGAUGAGGACGAUCAGUUGCCGCAACACUUGAUGGGUUGCAAUUGGCACAUACACAGCGACCCCCCUGAUCAAGCCUGUGACUCGCAAUUCUGA